UGGUUACAUUUGCCACUUCUCCCUUCUUUCUCUUCAUAUAAAUUUUUUUAGAUUUGGGUCAUUUCUCUGUCUUUCUUCUGCAGUUUUGGUCAUUAAGCUCAUUAAGCUGCUUCAGUGAGAACCAAGGAAUAAGAAAAUGACAACUCCUGCCAAGGAAGGCAAAAGAUGGAGUGACCACAAGAAAAUGGAAGGAGAGGAUAGCUUGAGGACUUUAGAAUGUCUAAGAGGAAGAUUGCUUGCAGAGAGACAAGCUUCAAGGGUUGCUAAAGAGGAAGCACAACGCAUGGGAGAUAAGUUAAUAGAACUAGAGAACAAACUAAGAGAAGAGACCAAAUUGAUGCAAAGGGCUGAAAAGAAGCUUAAAUUCUUGAAGAAGAAGCUUGAGUCCUUGAAAAUUUCUCCCACGUUUGAGGGAUUAGAUCUGUCAAGUUCAUAUGAGAAUUGUGGGUCUUCUUGCACAUCAUCUACAAGCACAUCAGGCCCCAAAGACCCUGAAGAAUCUGCAUUCUCUCAAGAUAUGAAGGAUAAUGUCCAAGACACAACUGCAUUUUUUCAAAAUCAUUCUACUUUAGAUUCUAACUCUGAUCCUAAACUCAAAGAUUCUCCACUGCACAAAUCUAGCUGCCAGUAUGCUUCAAGUUGUCAAGAUUCAAAAGCAGAUUCUCAUUCUAAGAGCUGUUCAACCUUAGAAGCUGCUAAGGAGAGAAAUGGAAGAUGUGAGAGUGACACAGAGGAUUAUGUGGAUAACUCAUUGGCAUUAGUUCCUGUGAAUGUGGCUGCACCGACCAAGACCAGUGAGUUGAAGAUAGUGAACAAAAGUAUUAGUGAAGUUCUUGAUGCUUUAAGGCAUGCCAGAGAAAAGAUACAGAGCUCAAUGGAGAGAAGAAACAUGAUUAGAGUUGGGCCAAGUUGAAUGCAUUGUGUGUUAAUAGUAAUGAUGUUAGUUAUAACACCUAGCAGAAAGGGACACUAAGAUAGGAUGGUCCUUGAUUAAUGUUCUUUUUGCACUGAAAGGAAAUGGCCAAACAAAGAUUAGGAUUAGAGUGUUGGUCAAAAUUAGUAUUUUAUUUAUGAGACCACUAAAUGGGUAAUAAAGUUAUGUGACUGUGAUGAUAAAGAACAUGUGAAGUGAAGAAUUCUUGGAGAUUUUCUGUCUAGAUGAUGCUUUAAGCUGGGUCCCAACUUUGCUAUCUACUUUUUGAUUGAAUCUUGAAUUCUUGAUGGGUUGGGUGUGGUCACUUGAUGCCUGUGAGUGACCUGCAUUCACAUGUUGUACGAUCUUGGGAUUUACUAAUUUGCUUUUGCAGUUUGGUGCUUUUGUUAUCUGCAUUAAUAGAAGCUUAUUCUUGACUAAAGCCUAAAUGGGUCAAAAGAAUGAGUUAUGUUUCUGUAAUUAACCUAGUCAAGCUCAAGAAUAUAUUGUAGCAGGCGCAAGAGAAUGUACAAAUGCUUUUAGAAAGAUGAAUUAAGGCUGUGGAGACUUGGACAGUUGCAAGGGAACCAUUUUCAAAGAA
This is a messenger RNA of Hevea brasiliensis (rubber tree), 1514 nucleotides long. RefSeq lists its product as uncharacterized. Lineage: Eukaryota; Viridiplantae; Streptophyta; Magnoliopsida; Malpighiales; Euphorbiaceae. The transcript has 4 exons. The record is from RefSeq and is a predicted model, not a curated record. Bases 137 to 913 code for a protein of 258 amino acids.